Salvia splendens (bonfire salvia) is the source of this 676-nucleotide messenger RNA. RefSeq names its product chaperone protein dnaJ 20, chloroplastic. Lineage: Eukaryota; Viridiplantae; Streptophyta; Magnoliopsida; Lamiales; Lamiaceae. The transcript is spliced from 2 exons. Gene Ontology annotation, cellular component: chloroplast. The coding region runs from base 7 to 549 and encodes 180 amino acids. The record is from RefSeq and is a predicted model, not a curated record.
AGCAAAAUGAGUUCGAAAUUAAUCUCAAGCACCAUUCCAACACUCCAAAUCCACUCAAAUCAAAGAAAAUCUCCCAAACACAUCUCCUUCAAUUCAAUAAAACAAGCCCGAAGCCCGCACAAGGGCCCGAGGGCCUGCUCGACGGCCCAAAUACAUGGCUUCUCCCCUCCCGCCCAACCCAAGGAGACACUGUACGAACUGCUGGGAAUUGGAGAGGACGUGAGCAGCUUUUCCGACAUAAAAAAAGCGUACAAAAUGAUGGCCAGAAAGUACCAUCCGGACGUUGCCCCACCAGACCGAGUGGCCGAGUACGAAAAGAGGUUUAUUAUGGUGCAUGACGCCUACGAAACACUCUCCAAUCCUCGAUCCCGAGCACUCUACGACACAGACUUGGCAUUCCGCGCCGGUUUCUCAUCUUUCCCCGAGAAAUACCAGGGAAUGGAGGAAAAGAAGGGUUGGAGAAACAGCUGGGAGUCACAAUUGGACGAACUGCAGCGACGCGACCGUAGGGAGAGGUCGUCGUGGGGUGAACAAAUGCGGAACAACUAAUUGUGAAAUUAAAAUUAGCUAUAUUAAUUAAAUUAUGUAACAAGUUGUGAAUUUAAAUUAGCUGUUUGUGUUGCUUUAGGGGAGAAAAGGUCAUCUAAUUUUUUCUUCAAUUUGCAUUAAUUAUUUA